This is a messenger RNA of Procambarus clarkii (red swamp crayfish), 16690 nucleotides long. RefSeq lists its product as uncharacterized. The record is from RefSeq and is a predicted model, not a curated record. NCBI's taxonomy places the organism in Eukaryota, Metazoa, Arthropoda, Malacostraca, Decapoda, Cambaridae.
UGGAGGUGAAGGAGCCCCCUGGCCUGCCUAGGUUUAUCCUGCCUCCUGGCCUCUAGGAGGCCCCUCGUGGCCUGCAGGAGCCCCAUGGCCCGCCACCAUCACCCACACACACUCCCCCCACCACCACCACCAGCCCCCCACCACCCUCCUGCCGUGAGGGAGAACAUAAACACGGGCAUGUUGUUGGAGGAGAGUGUUGGAGUGUGUAGCCUGUGGCUGUGACCCUGAGUGGUAUUAUUGAUCGUUUUGGUGGACAUUAGUCGGGUGCCAGGUGAUGUGACCCCCCCAGCAGGGUGCCAGGGUGGUGGUGGCACUCUCACAUGACCCUAGCAGUGUGUGAGCGUCCUCCUCACACCUCGAGCCUCGUCAAGGCAUGCAUUGAGGAGCAGGAUGAAGCCAGGUGGGCUGUGCUCCCCUUCUAAUGGGAGCAGCAUGCCUUCUGGAGAUGCAGUCAGUGCUCUUCCUACCCAUAAGCCACCAGAUAGCUGUCGGCAGUUCUCCAAGGCCUCUCCAACUUCUAGAGAGGACAAUGCCCAUCUCAUUCCAGACAUGUUAGUAGAACAUGGCCAGGCUGGGUGUCCAACUACCAGUCGCAUCAAUGGUCUCGUCUCACAUGCAGGAUUAUCCAAUGGGGUGUACACAUCCUCUUACAGCUCCAAUAAGGGGCUCCAUUUGCCAUGCCAUGUGCUGUCCCUCCCUCAGACUGAUAAUGGGGAAGGCCAAGGACCGGCAUCAUGCACAGCUCUAAACAUAUUUUCAAGAAGUUCUUGUAGUGCUAAAACAGACACUGUUGCUUCUAACACAUCUUCCCAACCCAUCAACCCUACCUGCUCACUGCCAAAUAUCUGUGGUAAAAGUUUUAAACAGUUGACUAUCAUUACAUCUAAGCAAGAAGAGAAAUCUUCUGCGUCAAUAUGCUAUGAGACCUCGGGUGACUCGUCAAGCUUUUGUUCUAUGGGGAACCCAGAGGUUAACCCUAAGGCAGCUCUUGGUGGAUAUGGAUUAGCAACAGUGUCUGCAAAGUGUGCACCACCUACCUUACCCAGGUGUUUGAAAAGCCCAAAGGGUAGGAGGAGAAUUUCCCUCGAGGAAAUGGUAAAAAAGUUACAUAACCGCACCGAAGCUAAGAAAAAUGGCCCUAAUGUGUUGCAAAGUUUCUCUGCAUUUAACACUGUCAAGUGUGACGAGGUACAGGAGAAAUCUGAGGACUGCUUACAUAAAGAUAUGUCUUGUUUAUUGUCUAAAAGUGACUCUGGGGUGCAGAGUGGACGAAGUGUCCAGAAAAUAUGUGAUAACAACAACACUGCCAUAAUUGUUAAUGCUCACCAGAGUAAGGAUUCUUCCAGUACGGACAUUAAUAGUAAAAGUGAUUCAAGAAACCCUUGCUGUAGUGGAGAAACUUCUUCAACAGUUUGUGAAAGAACUCCUGAAGUUUCUGUGAAUCAAUCACACGAAAAACAAGAUAAUAGCCAAAUUGCUGCAGCCGAUAAUGUGUCCUUAAGACUUCCAAUUACCAGUAAUACAAAUACAAAUGUGUGUAACAGUGAUAGUGCAACAGAAUUGUGUGCUGAAAAUAUUUCAGAUUUAGAGGCUACCAAUGUUGAUGUCUCUUCCUCUUUGCCUGGUCACUUAGUGGAAAAUCAUGAACAAACUAGAGUAAAGGAUUUUGGUCGUGAUAUAAUCAGAACAGAAGGUAGUGUAGAUAAAGUAGAUGUUAGUGCAGGAAAAUGUAAAGAUCCACAAAUUAAAAAUGUGCUCAAGAUUCAGUGUAAUAAGGAAAAGUGCUUCUCAAAGGACUUUAAAUAUAAAAGUGACCAGCAUUUCGGUACGAACACUGAGGCUGUUUCUUGUGAGGUAUCCUACAGAAACAUUAAAGACUCUGAAGAAAGACAUUCCAACAGUCUAUUACAAGUGGCAUCUAAUGUGGCGAGUCAUGAGAGUGCUGUUGACUUAACACUGGGGGCUAAACAUGUUGAGGGUAAUAGUGCAAAAAUCCUUGAAAAUGUAAAAUCUGAAUGCAGUGAAAAUGGUAAUGAUGUAUUUUUGGGGAAAGGACAAAGUUCUGAUAAUAGUGAUGGUGGAUCCACUGAAAUAGAUAAAAGAACAAGUAGCACUCCUUUAAUGACAAGUAAAAAUGUUGAUUUGUGCAGUGGAAAAGGAACACAGACACUAUGCGACAGUGCUCGAGAAAUGGAUUUAUCCAAAACAAAUGAUGAAUCUAAUGUUCCAACAUCUCUCGUGAGCACCGAGUGUGAAAGUGUGCAAUACAAGUACUUGGAACCCAUUUCGGAUGAUGAAAAUUCUCUCCUUUGUGCUCCUUUAUCUUCAGGCCUUUCUUCUGUCUCAGGUUUUCAGAGCAACUCCAAUACACCCAUGUUCUCGGAUACUCCUUCAGAUGCGUCACGGGGAACACUCAUGGUCAGAAUUUCCGAUGCAGUGGCUGCAAUAUUGUCGGAUGUGUCUGAUGAAAGCCUUCCCGUUUCUCCACUGGCAAGUAAUUCUAAUUCUGUGGAUGGUUUCCAGUCUUCAUUACCAGGUGAGAAACUAACUAAGAAAAUUGGUAGUAUUUGUGAGAGAUUGGACAAAGAGUACCUGAAGGACACCAGUACACAUUCUAUGCCCGUAGAAAACUCUACCAUGCUACUGAGUAAUGUGGACUCGGAAAAUUCUGUUGAUGAUAAUUGUGAUAAAAAAAGAACUACUUUAGAGGUUUGUAUCUCAGAGAAGAUCAAAUCUAUUAAGAAUAUAAGUAGUGAUAUUGUUCAGCCUGAGUUAUGUUAUGGUGAAAUUCAGAAACGAGCAGAUUUAGUUACAGAUACUUCAACUUCGUUAUAUUCGAUAGAAUCUGGGAAGUGUGUGUCUCGUGAAAAUGUUUUACAAGCAAAAAGUACAUGUAAAUUGCCUUCUAUUGUUACACCAAAUGAACCAGUUACAGAAGAGGAAGGGUCUGAAAAUCGGCCACAGCAAACAUACAUAUCAGCAUUAACUUGUGUUAAAUCAGAUUCUUCUGUCAAGCUUGCAGACAAGAUGGCCAUGUGUGAUAGUCACAAUAAGUGUGUUAAGUCUUCUUGCUCUGUUUCUGGAUUGUUAAGUGAUGUUACUAACACUGGCCAGUCUUCGUCUUAUUUAAUUGCUUCAUCAGAUAAAUUUGUAGAUCUUAGCUCACUCUCGCAGGUACCUUUAAAAGAUUUAGGCACUAAUAAUUGUAGUAACAUGUCCAGUACUGGUGGUAAUUUAUGCCAAACCUUUAUCUCAGGAUCUCAAACCAUUUCUAGUCAAACCCAAAACUGCAAUACAUCACGAAAAGAGAAGGAUAAUGCAGCUGGCUGCCUCCAAGAAAUAUCCAACACUGCACUGGAUAAUUUAACUGGAAGUGGAAAGUCACCUGUGCCUAUUAGUGAUGAUUUUCCUCGUCAAAAGUGCACCACACACCUUGAAAACCAGUCACCUUGGAAAUCAGUGUUGGGAGAGGAUAAUUCAUCGCUAGAGUCUGCCUUAAAAAUUUGCUGUGUUCCCCCCAUUUCUUUAAAAGGCAGUAACCAGCUAUCAUUAGUGCCUGUUGUGGAAUUGGAAAAAGAUUCAUGUCUACUUGGAAACAGAGAAAAUGUUCCUUUAAUCUGUGACAAAGAAGCAAAGCCCUGUAUAAGUAUGAUUGAAUCGGCUGAUAACGUAGAUAAUCUUUUAUUAGCAAAAUCAGGGAUAUUGAAGCUUAGUGAGGUUUCCAAUUCUCCUGUAAGACAAAGUUGUACAUCUGUAAAAUCUGUUUCAAAAGAGGUUCCAAUUAUUUGUAAAUCACAUGCUGCUGAGGUGCCUCAAGAUUUGUCUGUAAAAUGCAUUUCUGGGGAUAUUCAUUCAACACAAGAGUAUGCCUUACGGAUUGGUUCUUUAAUAGAAAAAUCUUCACAAGAGCCCAUAUCAUUAUUAAGGAACACCAUUGUUCAUGGUUCUGCAUUACAAGAUUGCACUGUUAAAAAGGAUUAUUUCUUGGAAAAUCAAACUGAUAUAACCCCCAAUUUAGAGGCAUCAUUGCAAAGAACAAGUCUUUCAUCCGAGUGUGAUGGGAGUCUAUUGGCUCCUGAGAAGAUAAGUAUCAACGAUGAUGCAAAAGCUGGUCUUAUUAAUGAAGAUGAUUAUGUAAUCGGCUCCUCUCACACUGGUGGAGGAAUAUCUUCUGUACAAUUUACAGGAGUUAUUUCUAAAGAGUCUGGAGGCGAUCUUUCUGUAUUACAGCUUGCCAAAGAGACUCCUUCAUUAAAAGAGGUUUUAAUUAAAAGAAAAGAUUGCCCAGAAGAAUUAUAUAGCAGUAAAGAGUGUCAUUCAAAAGAUUGCCAUGUCGGUGAUGCAGAUGUUUUGUCAGAAAUGCUUGACAAGAGUAAACUGCCAGUAGUUACUACAAAAGAAAGAUGCCCUUCAGUACCAUUGAGCUCGAAUAAGAGUACCAUGUCCAAUGAAAUUCUUGUAAGUGAAGCUAACUAUUCUGCUGGAUCCGCUACAAAGGAGGUGAUUUCAAAAGUGCCUAUCACAGAUGUGAAAAGUUCCUUAUUCAUUUCAAAUAGCACACAGAAUUCAGUUGUCUCUCCUCAUAUAUUUACCACAGUAGUUCCCAUAGACAAAUCUGAAUCCCUUGACCAAGAUAGUUACAAGAGUCCCUCUGAAGUAGAAUUGAACACUAAUUUACCCUGUUCUCAGAUUUCCACUACCUCGGACAAAGCCACUCCUCACGAAGAGUCUACCUCUCCCAGUGUCCAUGGCUCAUUCAGAAAUGCCUCGGAAUACAGUCGUCCAAAAAGUAAAUGUUAUCCACCAGAUGGAGCAAGUGGAGGUCUUGCUCAUUCUGAAUGUGCAAGUAGUUCUUUUUACACAAAUUUAGUUAUUCAGAGUACACUGCAGGAAAAUGAUUGUCACACUGUAGGUGAAAUUAAUCAUGGCCUUCCCAGUAUUGUUAAGAAUGCUCCUGAAGUUGUCCGUCCAUCACUCGAGGAUAUUGAAGCUAGCUGUUUACCCGCCGAGGUGAGAGUGAGUAGCCAACUAGUUCCUGCAGCUAAAUCUUCAAAGGAUCUUACAUCACUAGUUGGUACUAUGGAUGAGUGUGUGUUGACAUGUCAUAAUGACACUAAAGUAAGUCACCUACAGGCUGCUGCUGUGGUUGAAAAUAGCCAUUCAGUUCAUAAUACCAUGGGAAUUAUGCACAUUCCAGCUGCUGCCAACAAUACUCGGAACCCAUCAACUACUGAUACUGAAAUUAGUCAACCUGCUAACAAUGUUAGCCUGUCAUCUGAAGUCACUGAUGGUGCUUGUUCUUUAGCCCAUGUCUUUGAAAACAAGCAUCCACCAAUUUUGAGUGCUGAUAUCGGCCACUCGUCAAUUGGUAUUGCUGAAGAUAGCCACACAUCAUUUGCUGCUACUGAUCUCAGUUACCCAUCAAUUAGAACCACUGAAGUCACCCAUCCACCACGUAAGACCACUGAAGGAGCCCAGCUACUAGAUAAGACUAAAGAAGUAUAUACUCUACCAGUUGAUAUUAAUGAACUUGUGCACCGAUCAGCUGAGAGCACUGAAAUUACCUUUCCAUUGGGUGAGAGCACGGGAGUCACCCAUCCAUUAACAGAUGCGGUUGAAGUUGCUCAUCUAUUAGUUGAAGCUUCUGUCACCCAUUCACCAGCUAAGCCUACUGAAGUCCCACAUCUUCCUGUUGAAACCACUGGCAUUCAUCCAUCAUUUGAGGCUACUGUAGUUACUCAUAAUGAGUCAAAUGCAGCUAUCAGUCUAUCUGAAGGAACCAAAGUUAACCAGUUAUCAGAUAAAUCUAUAAAAAUGGAUGAGCCAUUGACCAAAGUCAGCAAACUUAACCACCUCUUAACUGGAGUUGCCCUAAUUAGUUACCCAUCAUACGAGGCCACUGAAACUGGCAUCCCACCUUCCAGAAUCUCAUCAGCUGGAACCCUUAAAGUUAGUCAUCCAACAAUAGAUGAUAACAUUAAAAUCAACCUGUUAUCUGAGGAAUUUAAUAUCAUUCACCCACCAUCGCCUAAAGCCACAGAAGUCGUCUGCCCAUCAGCUGAGAUUAGUUAUCUGGAAGAAACCAACAAACAAUUAACUAUGUUCGAUAAUAGACUUAUCACACAUCUAGGGAUUAGUGACAGACCCAACAUGGUUUGUCCAGAAGGUGAUAUCAGACAAGCCAUCACUCUUCUUGAGGCAAAUGACAGAUCAUAUGCUAUUCGUCCAAAGGUUAAUAGCAAAUCGGGUAUCUCUCAUUUAGAGGUUGAUGACAAACCAGAUACUGCACAUCCAAAGCCUGAUAGACCAGACAUUACCCCUCCAGGGGCUGAUGUACAGCCUGGUAUCACCAGUUCAGAGGUUGAUGGCAAACUAGACAUGACGCAUCCAGAUAAUGUUGGACCAGCACCUUAUUUCAUUGCUGACUUGAGACAUCAAGCCAAAGAUAAAGUCAAACAUCUGGGAGCUAAAGUCACCACUGUAUUCAAUCCUCCAGCAUCUGAAAUCACUACUGCAGUUAAAUAUAAAUUUUCUGACCCAACUGCUGAAGCUAAAUGUACAACAGAUGGAGCCAAAUAUACAAGAGUUAAAGCCUUCACAGAUGUCAACAAUGUAACUGAAGCCCCAACUCAGAUCGGACACCUCAAACCUAUAGCUAAUACUGAAAUUGUAUUUAAACCAGCUGAUGCUAAUUGUGCAAUAUCUAAAAAUAUGACUGAAAUUAAACAUGCAGGAUCUGAAGUGAUUAUUGAAGGUCAACCUAAAGCAUCUGAUGCCACUUUUGGUGUGAACUGUCCAUAUAUUGAAAGUAGCUCUCAGUUUGUAAGCAGUUCUGAACUUGGCCAUUUACUAGCUGAAGCCAUAAAUAUAGUCUGCCACACAACAGAUGAAGAAGUCAAUCAUAGAAUGGUUGGUGAAACCACUGUUCGAAGUGGUUAUCCAAUAAUUGAUGAAAUCGCCAAGAUUGGACGUCCAUCAGGUUUUGAAAUCGCUGCAAAAGCAAGUCGCAAAACAAUUGGCAAAGUUGCUUCUGAAAUCUGCCAGUCAAGCUAUGAGAAUAUUGAAGUCAGCAAUCCAACAACUAUUGAAGUCACUCCCAGCUAUCCAAUAGAUGAUAUCACUUCUGAUGUUAGCCACUCGAUUGAUACAGAAGCAACUUCUAAAGUCAACCAGCCAGUAUUUGAAGAAGUCACCGCUAAAGACAACCAGGCAACAGAUAAUGAAGUCACUGCUGAUGGAAAUCAUCCAUUAAGUGAUGAAAUUUUUGCUGAAAGUAGUCCUGAUCUGUUGGAGGUUAGUGCAGAAUUUAGCCAUCCAUCAGCUGAAGAUUCCACCCAAGCCUGCUAUCCACUGUUUAAAGCCAGCACUGAGACAAGUUAUCAACCCCUUGAAACUGCAAAUCAAGUAAUCCAGUCAUUCCCCAAACCCACUUUAGAUUAUAAAUUGAAAGUUUCUUCUACAAGUCGUGUAGGAACAGGUUCAUGGACGGAUCCAUCUCUAGAUGGUGAUAAAUUACAGUUAGUAAUGUUUAAGCGCAAGACAUUGAUCGAUUCCUUUCAAGUUGGUCAAAGUCUUAGGCAUCCACUUUGUGAUGAAUUUUAUAAUAUAGAUAAAAAUGAAUGUAGAGGAAAUGGUGAAUAUUUAACCGCUGGGAUACUCGGUAAUUCUCUCCAAGCAGUAAAAAGUGGCCUAAUGGGAUCAACUGUAAUAGAAGAUGGAGCUAGCAAAUGCGAUGAAAAAGAUGACAAAGGAGUUUCACUAAGGGUCCAGCCUACCAGCUCUGAAGCAAAUAAUCAUACUAAUCAAGAAACCUCUUUAAAGGAGUCUUUUGAUAUUGAAAAUGAUGGAGAUGGUAAUCAAUUGUUAAAAUUAGCAUCAGUGAAGGAGGAGGUACAACAGUUGACUGAUGAUUCAUCAAGUUCUGUGGAGGUAGAAGUUAUUAAUGAUGGAGUUUUACCAAAUGUGGAUGAAAUUGGUCCUGUUGCUGCUGACACAAGUAGCAGUUCAAGUGACACCUUGAUGAAAUGUAUACCAACAAUCAAAGAUGUUUACAUUAGAGAAGAGCAAGUACUUAUUAGCACGCCUACAGAUACAAAUUCAGUGGGAGAUGUUGAGAUUCUGGAAUUAGAGGCUUUAGAAACUGAAUGUCCAUUGUGCUCUAUAAGAUUAAAUGUACCAUUAGAGGAUCACCUUACCAAAUGUCAUAUAUGCAACACUUUUGUGCCAGCAAAGGAAACUACUACAUAUCGGUACCAUAUGCUAAAAAGAGUAAAAGAUAUGAUGGACAUACCCGACCCUGUGGAUGCCGCUUUAGAAAAUCACGUAUAUGUUUGUCGGUCAUGUCACUUUGCAUCACAAGACAUUAAUGCUGUGAGAUUUCAUUUGAAUACCCAUGAAGAUGUGUAUCAAGUAAGAAGUGGUGAUGCAACUUGUAAAUGUAAUCAAAAGAAAUAUUCGUAUCCCUUUCAUAAAUGGAAGACAUUAAUUCACAACAGUAGUUAUUAUUGCUCUAAAUGCAAUUAUUACUUUGCUUGUGAAAAGGGAUUUUCCAGUCACCUACAAGCUAUUCAUUUUAUGAAAAAUUGUUGUAAAUUCUGCAAAGCUGUAGUGCCUGAAAAUGACAUAAUAUCCCAUGCUAAAUAUCACCAAACUGAAGACAAAAUCUCGUUAAACAAGGAAGCCGUCAAUCAGCAGGUUGUGUCUAUUGUCACACGUUCAUCUGGAGGGAAUUUUGGAAUUUCGUGGAAUAUAUAUGACAACUAUAUAAAUUUUUUGGAUGGAAAAAAUUUUCAUCUCAACACUAGUUGUAAAGUAUUUGAUCCAAAUCUUGACCGUAGUUAUCUGAAACUUCCCUUGAGAAAUGUGAUGGAAGAAGCAGUAGUACCUGACGAAGCAAGGAUUGAUCCAGGAAAAGAUAUUGCAAAAUAUCUAAAAGGGAAAAAAAGCAUUAAAAUAUCACUUGGUGAUGAUUAUGAAUUUAUAAAAAACUUUAGUUUGUCUAUACAAAUGGAGUUCCAAAAGAAAAUUCUAAAAAAGGGACGGAAAAGGCAUGGUAGCUGUCCCCGAAUUAAACGGGAAAAUGAUUUGUUUGACAUUUUGGGAAUUUCUACAAUGAGAUCGAGAGGAGCUCAAAAGAAGGAAGUGGUAACUUUUUCUAGUACGCCAAUUCUUUUGAAGAAUCCUAAAGCAAAAUUAGACCUAGAAGAUAAAAAGGAAGCUGAGAAUCCGGAAGUUCCCCUACUGACCCGAACUAGGUCAGGCAUGCAGUCUGGGAGAGGGGACCACGAUGAGAAAACUGAAGAAAAAUUUGAGUUUGCAGAGCCAUCUGUUGUAGUAGAUGGUGAAUGGUCCAAGGAACACACGUACAUCUGUUGUUCUUGUGGUGCCGGCUUUUUGAAUUUGGCUGACAUUAUGGACCAUAAGUGGGAGAUGCACCCAUCAGUAUGGUGUGCACAUACUAUGAUACAGGGACAAGGUGUAGUGCCACUUAGUUUCUGUCAACAAUACCAGCCUCCAACCAAUCGGCCAUACCGCUUACCACUGCCUGGGAUUCCGAUGCAGCAAUCCGCACCCAGCAGAAGAAAUUCGGAUGCAGAUGUGCCCGAGACAGAAAGGAAGGAUCAGAAGACCUGCUCUAGUUGCAAUAUGCACUUCCAGGACAUAAAUGUCUUCCAUGCCCAUUUAGUUGAUUGUGGUGGCCUCACUCUACUGUCAGCAACAAAAAAGAAAAGUAAAAAAGGAUUCAGGUUCAAGAGACGCAAAGGCCAAGGGGUUCCCAACAACCGGUACGGUAACUGCUCCCAGCCUAGCACACCACUUAAAGCCAAGUUUGGCGACAGAUCAUCUGGCCUCAACACUCCCCAGAAUGACCGAUCAUCCACAGCCUUCAUCCAUUCUUCUGGAGUAAAAAGACGACUGGAACUUGCAGUUGGUUCCAUUGAUAAUUUGGAGUUAAAGAACCGGCUCAAAGCCAUAAUUUCAGGGUCCCGUGGUUCUGGCAGUAAUACAUUUAGACUACCAGGCAAACGCACUGUCAGAAUGAAAUUAAGGAAGAAGGCAUUGGAAACCAGGAAACUAAGGAAAACUAGACACAGUGAUAGGGUUAAAGAAAACAUUCGAAAUGAAGAGAAAAAGGAUAUAAAGAAAAUUGUUGGUAAGAGUGAGAAUGAGAAUGUAGUUCUAGAUCAAGGAGCACAAAAUGAGGAAGAAUUGGUUGAUCAUAAAAUGAGUGCAUUGAAGGAUGUUACAUGUAUUGAGAGUGUAAAAGAAUUUAAGCAACCAAUUAAUGACGAUGUUGAAGAAUCCAAAAGUAAAGAGAAGUUGAAGAAAAAAGUUAGCAAAGUUGCUGGAGCUAAAGCUGAUGGUAAUACUGCGAGUGAAGUAAACAAGCCUCUUACUUUGUUGACCUUACAAGUUACUAGUGCUGUUAGUAGUUCAAAAAAUAAGAAAAGGUCAAAACAAGUAGGUGAUAAAGAAGCUUCAAAGGUGGUAAAGAAGAUACAAACAGAGAAGAAAAUAAAUGGAGUUAUUGAUAAAGAUAAGAAAGCUAAAAAGAAAGUUGAAUCUUUAAACAUUGGCACGCAAACUUCCCAGAAACACACAGAAUUGAAACUUAAGCAAUUGCCAUUGAAGAAACUGAGCAAUAAAGCUAAUAAGAUUGCCUUAGAUGUAAACCCUGCUGAAACUUGUGUGAAACAAAGUGAUCUAAUGAAGCUUGUUGGGCUAGUAGAAAAGAAAGAUUGUGUGCUCAAGAAGAGCAAAACUCUUGGAAAGCAAACUCUGGGUAAAAAGAUCAUAGGGUCAAAACUAAAGUCACUCUUGGGUAAGAAUGGUGAGGUUUCAGAUAAACCUGGAGGUAAAAUUGACAAAAAGCCACCCAAAAAAGUUAGCAGUAAAAAAAGAAAAUCACUUGAUUCAGAAUGUGUACUAGAUACAGAGACCCCUGCUACUGCAAGUUGUAUAGUUUCUUCUGUUACUCAGACUUCUGUAAUACCUCCCUCUCUUCCUCCAAGUUCUGCUAUAUCUUCUAAAGUUCUAGUGGAAGAAAAGAAAGCUAAGCUUAACAAAAUUAAAGAAAUGGGAAAUUUGGCUGAGGUGGUGAAAAAGCAUUCGCAAACAAAGAAAAGUGCAGAUUCUAAUACCUCUACAAUGAUCGAAGUAAUACCAAGUGAAGGUGAAUUAGUUAAUUGUAAAGAAACAAAGACAAAAGUACAAGAAAUUUUGAAGUCUGAAGAAAGUGAAGUUAAGGAAGCAGCAGAAAAGCAAUUGCCAAGAGGGAAGAAGCAAGUGUUGUAUUAUUCUUCUUCAAGUGAAGACGAGAGUGGUGACUCGUAUGAUUCAGAACCAGAAGUUAUUCGCAAUUUUCGAAGUGGACGACGUUGUGGAGGAAGAAUGGGACUGAGGAAUAAGCGGAUACCCAUAAAUACUCGUUACUCGUUCCGCACAUGCUCUUCAGUAAAGACAGACGAGGGUGAUUCAAGUGUAGAAGAAUCUGAUGAUAAUAAGCAAAAAAAGGUUGAUUAUCUAGAAAAGGAAGAAGAGGAAUUUUCUGAUGAGUUGCCUGUAACAUCAAAAAGAAGAAGAAAGGUAGCCAACUAUGAAAACCAGGAUGACUAUGCAUACGUUCCCUAUGAUAGCUCCUCAGACCUGGAUUGGUCAGAAAAAGAAAUUGAUUCUAAUAUAGAACAAGUGGCAUUGUCCAACAGAAAGAAAAGAAAAAUGGCAAGAAUGAAGGAGAUUAGUAAACCUUUAAGGUGUGUAUCACCAAUAGAUGACAGCUUGGCAAAAGAGUCAGAAUUGGAAGUGCCUGUUAACACUAAGCAGGCAAUCCAAUUACAACACGCUACUAGCAGUAUUGUUCCUAGUGAGGUGGAAAUGGAAGUGAAGCUGCAGAAAGGAAAAAAGAAUAAAAUUCAAGUGAAUACUGACACUUAUGAUUUUAGUGGGAACGAAGACAAUAUUGAAUGUAAGGAGAAAGUAAAUAGAAAGAAAAGAAAAUUGGCGAGUGCACUUGAUGAUAUCACAAGUAAAGAAGAAUUGACUUUGAAAAUGUUGCCAAAUAAAAAUAAACAUUUGCUGGGUAGAUUGAUUUGUAGUAAUAAGUUAGAGGAAGAUGUACAAGACACUGCUGAGAAACUACAAAGAAAAGGGAAUAUGGAAGAGAUACAGCCUAAAGUAGCUGUUAACAGUGGUCAGAAGGACACUGAAGGAACCUCAAUCAAAUUAAAAAGUAAACAUGUGAAAUCAAAAAAUGUUGCCAAAAAUGUUAUGGAAAUUGAAGAAUCUACAAAGAAAAUUGAAAAGAAAAAGUGUGUUAAAUUACCACCCGAAUCUAGAGUUAAUUUACACACAGGUGGGACUCUCCCCAUCAUAGGGAAAACACAAAAGAAGAAUGUGAAAUCCCGAACGACUUCCAUUGAUGCAAUUGUGAGCAGUGUUCAGGACACCCCCAUACCAGUGGUACAAGAUGAUGUACAGGAAGUGACCCCAUUAGUUUCCAAGAAGAAAAAUUCCUGGUUAUCGAGUACCCUUGUUUCCACAGCCAGUGAGGAGUCCACACUUGAAGGUGCAAAAAUUGUUAGGAAAGUACAAAAGAAAAAGAAACCAAAGUCUGAAUUAAGAGCUAUGGAGGUUUUUCAGCCUCCAGAGGAUAGACUUUUGGGGCAACUUCCUGAUGAGGGAAUAGUUAGAUUACCCUCAACUGCCAAAAGAAAAAAGAAAGUUAAGAAAAUAAGUCCAAAUAUUUUUGGCUGCUCUAAUCAGAAUUUUAGUACUGAUAAAGAAUUUUCUCACAUUUUGCCUGAAGAAGAGGAUGAUGAUCUUCCACUCGCAACUUUAGCACAAAAAAGCAAUAAAAAGAAAAAAUCGGCAUUAAAUAAGAAAAAUAACAAAAGUACGCAAAAAGAACCUAGGCAAAAGAAACCUUUAUUGAUGGCAAAGGCACCUUUUCUAGUAAAAAAGAAAGAUUCAUUGUUAAAAGAAUCCAUUGGUCAUGAUUCAGAAUCUUCAAGUUUUGAAGGUUUUAUUCCAGUGCCUUCUAAGAAGGCAGAUAAAAAUAAAAUGGGAGCGAGAAAACCUAGGAAAAGGUUAGAGCUGGUGAAAGCCAUACUGGAAGCUAAUAAUAGUAGCACUGCUAGUGACUCAGAGUUGUCAGAUGUUGCCAAGCCAAUUACCAAGCCAAAGAAAAUUCUUAACUGUUCUAAUGAAGCAAAUGUAAAAGAUUUAAACAUGCCAAAUCUAACUAAAGUUUCAAAAGCUGAAAGUGCAGAUCGUGAAAUUCAAAAGAGUUAUCAAUCUUCAGUAAGGAAAGCAUUUCCCCAGAAGACCUUAAAGACCACAAGCAUAGUGUGUGGAAGCUCAGAGAUCAACACCAAAGUCAUAAAGUCUUCUAAAGAAAAACUUGGCUGUUGUGUAUCACACACGAUGCCAAUUUUGGAACCAAUGAAUAUUUUUAAGGAAGAUAAGGGGGGACCUUUAGAUCUUUCUGAAAGUGAUAGUAAUGGUGAAGGAGAUCUAACUCUUACUCAGAAAACACCUGCCAGAGUCAAACGACAUCGAUCAUCGGUAGAAAAGAUUAAAGACAUUCCAACCAGAUCAUCCAUACUAGUUCAGGUGCAAGAUGGUCAAAAUCCACCUGAGUUAAAGGAAAUUACUAAUGAACUUAUGAUGGAAGAUGGUGGUUCAGUAUCUCUUCUUAUUGAACAUCAAGUGCCUCCUCUGAAAGAGGGAUCUUUGAAACCUCCACAGCCAAGAAAAAAGAGAAUCGGAUCUUCCCAAGAAGGUUUAUUGCAAACUAAAUCAGAGAGUACCCUAGAUUCUUCACUAGAAAUUUAUCCUAAAGAGAAGGUAAUUAGUUCAGUCAGAGGAGGAAUUAUUGCUGUGCAGAAAAAGCCAGAGAAACGAAAGAGAGCAGCUUCAACGUCAGGAGUGCCAUCCAAAGAUAAACAAGAGUUAGUCAAUGCUUUCAAGAAGGAUAUUGACCAAUCUCUUGUAAAUCUUGCUAGUCCCCCUAAAAAGAAUUGUGUAAAUACUAAAAGAAAGAAGACUAAUAACAACAAUAAACAGGAUGCAAAUGAACUUAGCUGUAUUGAUUGUGGAUUAAAGUUUGGGUCUCUUGCCUCACUAGAAGAUCACCAACAGGAUUGUGUUACAAUUGCUUUUGAGAUGAGUCUUAUGGAAGCAGAGGAUCAUCUUUUUGAGUGUCCACACUGCCAUUUAACUUUUGCACUAAAAGGAACCCAGAGAAAACACACAACUUCGUGUCGUAUGGUCAAGUAUAAGCGUACAACACACAGACAAGACAGCAAGACCUUAAAGAGAAAUAAAAAUUCUGCUUCUCUUCAUACUCAACUUUCAGAGGCUGUAGUUACUAUCAGUGAUGUAACCACUGUUCAAACAUCUUCAUGUAAAGCCUCUGUGAUAAGUCAGAGAUGUAGCAAAGAAAAUGUUGCAAGUGACAAUGAUAGGGCUUCUACCUCACCACAUAGUGACAGUUGUGUAGCAUCUUUAGUAAAUCAAACUGAGAAAAUAGGUACUAGUUUGAUUGAAAGUAAUCUGAAGGAAAUUGUAAAUAAGGCUGAUAAUAUGCAGAGAGUAGUGCCUAUAUCUGCAAGAGGUAGUCCUAGAACCAAAAAAGAAUCUCAGGUCAAUGGAAGACUAGUGAAUGGUGAAUUUUUAGAAUUAUCUCCUGUGAAAAUUGGUAAUAACGAGCAGUGUUGUGUGUGUGGAUACGAGGUCACAGAUCAAGACACGUCUAAUAAACAUCAGUUGUUACAGCAUUUCUCUAAUCGUUGUCAGCAACAGGCAGUACUAGAGGUGUGUGCAGUGGUCACUUAUUACAACCUUGGUAUUGAUGCAGUCAGGGCAUUGGUAUCUUCUGCAAUUAUAUACCAAGGUUCAACUAUUCUUAGUCUUGAUGCUAAGCAACAGUCAUCUUUAAAUUCAAGCCCCGUCUCAACAAAUGCCUCUAGCAGUUGUGCCAUAAAGCUCAGAGAGAUUUUAGCUUCCCCACACUGCACAAGGGUGUUGUCUACUUUAGAGACUAUUGCUAAGCAUCAUCUGGCCUCGGACUCUGUUAGUAUCAGUGGCACUCGUCAGGAAGCCUUAAAAGCUGUCUCUGCUCUUGAGGAAAUACUUAAAGAAAUAUCUGAAGUUGAGAGCGCAAUUAAAAAAAAUCGUAUGCUCAAAUCUAUGAGAGAAACCUUUGAAGCAGGAACUCUAACUUGAAUGAUGAUGCAUAUGAGAUAAAUGGUAGUCAGGAUAAUGGUUGUGACUUUCAUACACAGUAAUUUUAUUUAAUUUCAUGCAAUAAUUGUGACACACUGCAAAUGGUGAUAACAUGCAGCAAGUCAUGGGCAUUUUUUUUGUGAAUAUCACAACAUAGGAUUAUUUUUCAAAGGACCAGUACAUUACAUGUGAAUAAAAAAUGUAAAUUGUUUUUUAUUGUGAAUGUUACAUUUCACAAUAAUUCUGAUAAAUGUCUGGGCAGUAUCUUUGAGUUUGGAGUUUCCAGUUCAUAUAUAUGCAUGAUGGUAAAAAAAAAUCAAAAUAUUUAUUGUAGACUGACCUAAAGUUGUAUAUUAGUGUGUAUAUUUGUUAUAGUUAGUCUAGAAUGAAUAAUUGAGAUUUAACCUGCUUUGAAACAUACUUUACUGAUAAAAUUUGGUCCAGAUAUGCACUGAGGCUGGAUCAUGUUGCAGAUAUAGCUCUGUACUAUUUUUAUGUAUUUUCCGAUAACCACAGAAAAAAAAGGCAGUUUUAUAAAUAUUUGUAAGCAGUCAUUUUACAGCUGAUGAAUUUUAAGGAAACUUUGCAUAAGUCUUAUUUAUAGAAUAUCCAGCAAAUAAUUACCAGACCAUCCUUAAGAAUUGCCCUUACACCCCUAGGUACUCCCCUUACACCCCUAGGAAUUCUCGAUUUAGUAAGUUUGUGUGUUAUUUGUGGUUGCUCUCUGCUUGGAGGUAAUGUCCUGUAUGCAGUAUUGCAUUAGAAUUCUAUAGUGAAAUGUGGCAUCUUCACAAAAUGUGCAUAUUAAUUUGUGAAUUAUAAUUUUUGAUCCAAUGUGGAUAUAUUUCUAUCAAAACCUGCUUAUGUAUACAGUAGCCAUUUGUUAAUGUAGGAACUAUUUUAGAUAUUGUAUCUAAAUGUCUCUUGAUCUCAAAACAAGUCAAAUUGAUUCUGUACAGUGUGUUUGAGGAGAUUACUUGGCAGCACAGCUUUGGCAUUAAGACAGCUGUGCUUCUGUUUUUUUUUUUUUUUUUAAUGUAAGGAUACUGCAUUUUGGAGAGACACCUCACUCAUUUUCUUGCUUCAUAUUGACAACAGCAGCACGUAUUUACAGAUAAUCAUUAUAUAACAUAAAUAUAUUAUAUACAUACAUUAUAUAUAUAUUAUAUAUAUAAUAUAAUAGUAUAUACUGUAUAUAUAUAAUAUAUACAUAAAAUAUUUAUAUACAUACUGUAUAUAUUUUUUUUUUUUUCCUUCUUAAUCUUUCCCAUAUUUAAAAGUAAAUAUCCAAUGCUUGCUGUUGGUUACUCUUUUCCGUCACUUAGUUUUAAGACUGUGUGUAAGUUUGUCUUUUCAUAUUAUUUAUAAAAUACAUUUUUGUACUAAACAGUAAUAUAAGAAUAAAUGGAGAUGCAUGAAGUUCAUAAGUUUAUAUCUGAUUCAACACUAUUAAAUUGGAAUACAA